This is a messenger RNA of Engraulis encrasicolus (European anchovy), 3388 nucleotides long. It is a transcript of the gene mfng, whose product is annotated as MFNG O-fucosylpeptide 3-beta-N-acetylglucosaminyltransferase. Gene Ontology annotation, molecular function: O-fucosylpeptide 3-beta-N-acetylglucosaminyltransferase activity. Lineage: Eukaryota; Metazoa; Chordata; Actinopteri; Clupeiformes; Engraulidae. The record is from RefSeq and is a predicted model, not a curated record. Gene Ontology annotation, cellular component: membrane. The transcript is spliced from 8 exons. Gene Ontology annotation, biological process: regulation of Notch signaling pathway. Bases 984 to 2081 code for a protein of 365 amino acids.
CUUCUGCGUAAGGAUCCAAGUCAUGAAAAUGCCUCUUAAAGCUGUCAAGACGGUGCCGUGCGUAAUGUGGGCCAUCGGGACAGCUGAGCUUGAGCUGAAAAAAGUUGAGCCGACCCAUCAUCCGCAGUUGGUUUCCUGUCUUUAGGGGCAAUGACUUGACUUGGCCAGUGACCGCUGAGCUCCGUGCCUUGUCGAGAAUGAGCGAACCUGUUCGGGAUUAAUCAGUAAACAGUCCAAGCAUUUGUGCGCGAGGCGAAAGCGCAUAACUGGGGGGUUCUCUCCCGGGAAAAGACAGCAUGAUGAGCGCGUAGACUCUGAUUCACAAUUGACACCACACACCGAGCGCACCAACUGUCCCGUUGAUGAGCACAUUUGUAUGCAAUUAGUAUUACGAGAUUGUGCGGGAUAGACUGUGAUAUGAGCUCACGCAGCUUACAUUUUGUGGAAUGUCAGCUUGUUCGUGGUGUUUUUUUUUUUUUUUUUGCGAGGUCCUCCUUAUUUGGAGUUCGUCACCAUAAUUCUAGGCGAGGGGGAGGAGUAUUUUGUCACCUAGUGUGUUUGCAAAUGUCACUUAUCUCUUCUGCUUCAUUCAAAGUGUCCUGACACGCCAGCAGGUAAGAUGACAGCCACGACUUGCUGUAAUUAAUGAAUAACGGAGCUCUUCGUUCCAUGACCGUUUGGGAGAAGACAGCUGUCUGAUAUCCCGGGGUAUAUCGGUAUUUGGAGAACAUCCUGAAAUGUAGAAGCUGAAAUGCCAGAAACGCAUGCUGCGUGGUCGCCAUCAAAAUAACGGGCUGUGACAUUUCUGCUCAAAGGCACCAUAAUGACAUGUACUUGACAUAUGCACAGGUCAGUUGCAGGGAGACACCUUUUACUUUCGAAGGAGUUUCGCACGUCUUUACGCGCAUCGUGGAAGUUUGGGAGCGGCUAAAAGUUGACAGUUAUGCUGAAAGUGUAGCGAUGCUGCACUCGGAGCAGCUCACAUGGCAUCCACUACAAGAAGAGUUUUCAAGAAAGUGAUUCGAGCUCUGGGUGGCGUUUUGCUCACUUACUUCGUCAUUGUAUUGGUGGAUUUACAAUUGCGGACUAAAAAUCCCAUCACCACCACUCUUGCUGAACGCAGUGUUGUGGGUCCACGAGAGCGGCAAGUUGAGGAUGACAGCCUCUCAUCAAAAUAUGAUUUCCCCAAGGACAGUGUCAAACGUGGAGACGGCGCUCAGUCCGAGAUCAGUCCGGAGAAAAGUAAAGUAAAAACCAAUGGACGCUCGGUCUUUCGGACGAGCCUUGAACCCCAAGAUAUUUUCAUCGCCGUGAAAACUACGGGGAGGUUUCAUCGAACGAGGCUGGACCUGUUGCUUGACACAUGGAUAUCCAUAACCAAAGACCACACCUUUAUCUUCACGGACACUCCAGAUGCUGACACAGUCUCCAAGGGCUUCAACCUGGUGCUAACCGACUGUCCCCCGGAGCACAGCCACCAGGCCCUGUCUUGCAAGAUGGCCGCCGAGUAUGACCACUUCAUGGCCUCGGACAAGAGGUGGCUGUGUCACGUUGACGAUGACAACUACCUGAACCCCGGAGCCCUGCUGUCUCUGCUGUCCGCGUACCCAUUGGACAGCGAGAUAUACGUGGGCAAGCCCAGCCUGGAUCGACCAAUGAGAGCCCGCGAACUCCUGGAGGGCAACAAGACGAGAGAGGUGACGUUCUGGUUUGCCACUGGAGGAGCUGGCUUCUGCCUGAGCAGACGACUGGCUGAGGGGAUGGCACCCUGGGCAAGCAGUCCCAGGUUCGAGGAGACCUCGGCGGCGAUCAGGCUGCCGGAUGACUGCACGGUGGGCUUCAUAGUAGAGCAUAAGCUGGGGGUGCGCAUGGUCCACAGCCCCCUCUUCCACUCACACCUGGAGAACCUGCUGAUGCUCACGACCAGGCACAUUCCACAGCAGGUGACCCUGAGCUACGGCCUUUUUGAGAACAAGAUGAACAGCAUCGAGAUGAAGGGAGCCUUCUCCAAGGAGCAGGACCCAUCAAGAUUCAAGACAGUGCACUGCAGGCUGUACCCAUUCACCAGCUGGUGUCCAUGACCCUUCAAAAAAAAUGAACUCCAACUCCCAGAAGCACCUGUGCACAUUUCCGGCCAUCUGAUUGACUACAUGGAGUGUUCCAUUGAUGCAUUCCUCUAAUCCAUCAGGAACAUGGGAAUUCUAAAAGGCUGAAGAUGAACUGGGCUUUUGAUGAGCUGAUCUUGAAGUAGAGCUUGAGUUGUGGAGCUUCUUCCUUUGAACCUUUCAUCUCCUCGCGUGCCCUUGGUUGUUGUAUGGCCUUGGGUAUCUCGUCCCCUCAGAUCUUCUGAAGACUAAUGGGAUAUGGCCUUAUAUAUGAAGCUCAAAGUAAAAUAAAUAAAUAAAAGAAAUCGUCUCUCGGCUGGAAACCCUUUAAUCUGGGUGCGCACUGGAGGACCCUGCCAGAGAUUCUUUAAGUAUAGAGAUAUGCCAUUGUAAUAGGUUGCUAUGGACACCUAACAUGACCAGGUUCCGGUCUGCCUAAAGGGGAUGUCAUAAUGCUCCUAGCAUUGAAUAGAACAGUCCUUAGGUCUGCCUAGGUCUGCCUAAUAGAACUCGGAAACAAUGGGCCAAUGGAACCUCUCUCUCUCUACUCUCUCUGACCAAUGCUUUCCCACAAUCCCUCUCUUACUGUAAAGCUCUCAGAGGCAGGGGAGGUCAGAGGCAGCUGUGACAUAUUUCGGCACAUUUCUGUUUGAAGCACGUGUAGUGAGGGUUAAGGUUGUAUGUAUAUGUAUGCUGUGUGUUUGUAUGGUUGUGCGGCUUAAUGUUGUAUGUGCAGUGCAUCCUUGAUGGUAAGAUGUACGAAUGUACAUCCUUGAAGGUGAGAAUGUGGAUUUUUUUAUUUUUUAUUGAUGGAGCACUUUUAUAUGCCAUUAUUAGUACAUGAAUUUAUACAGAGUUAUAUUUAUCAUGUGAUAUUGUCAUUGUAUUUGUUCCAUAUUGGAAUUGACAAUGAUGGGGUCUGUUCAAUCAUGUUUAGCAGAACCUAAUACAAGAAAGGAAAUGUUUAUGUUACUCGGCUUCUGUUUAGAGAGCAUCCAACCAUAUUACAAAGACAAGGCCGUCAAAGACUAGAGGUUGAUUGUUGCUACAAUGUUAACCAUCUUAUAGUACAGUGUAUGCCAAAAGCACUAUUGAAAAAGUCUACUUAUUUACAUUUGCAAGAUGGCUGACAGCAAGUAUUAAUUUGUACACAUUUUCCAACGCCAGAACAAUGUGCACUGCUCAAGUAAGGCUGUUUUUCUCGGAAGAACAACCGCACAGCGAACAAAAAGAAACAAAUGAAGCAAAACAGCCUUAACUGAAUAAAGACUCCAUCAUUCAUU